GGACGUUUGAGUUAGCACGUGAUUUGCCUUAAUGGGGAAGGUAUGCGGGAUUUGCAAGGUAAUGCGAAGAAUUUUAGGAGUCUGAAAAUAACUAAUCUGGACGGUGGGGUUUAAGGUUUCUGAAGCCUGAGCUCUGUGGCAGGUCUGGGUUCUGGAACAGGCAGUGAAUUAUAUUCGUACCUGUUGAAGUGAGUUAGUCAAGACCUGUGACUUUUACAAGUAUAAGUAUUGGUACGGAGUUAGGAGGGCCUGAAAUUGCUGGAGCAAGGUAGUUUCUUUCCCUGUGCAGGUGUCGAGUCAUCUAUAUGACAGUUACAUUUGUUCUGCUGUUUUACUAGCUCUUGAGUCCUCGCCAACUUCCCUCAGGAAAUACUGAGGGGAGGUCGCUGCUUCCAAAAUACCGGUAGAUGGCACCACAGGACACUUGCAGAAUUUACCGAGUUUGGAUUUCUGGCUAGACUGGAGAGAAGAUGGGUGGAUUGGGCCUGAUUAAAUUCUAGAAAUCUCAGAUUUUUUUUUUUUUUUUUUGGCUCUGUUAUAUUCUUUGUGUAGUUAAACUGAUGUACUUAAAGAAAGCAAAAGAGGAAAAAGAAAGAAAGAAAAGAAAAAGGAAAGACAACAGAAAAGAAAGAAGAAAGAGAAAGGAAAGAGGCAGAUCUGGGGUGAUGGCUCACACUCCUUAAUUCCCAUACUCUGCUAGACUAGAUGAUUGAAAGCCCAGGGUUCAGUCUGCACAAUUUAGCGAUUUAGCGAGAACCUGCCUCACAAAUAAAAAAUAAGAGGGGAGAAGGCUGAGGCGCAGUUAAGUGUGCCGGCCCUGGGUGCCAUCUCCAGUAUACAAAAAAAAUUUUUUUCUCUGCCUUUAAGGAAUUUAUUUUGCAUAAAUCAGACACACAUAUGUGAGUACUGCAUUGUUUCUCUAGUGUGAGAAACCGAAAGUGUAGGGGGCUGGGGAUUUAGCUCAGUGGCAUAAGCACCUGCCUUAAAAGCAGGUGGUCGUGGGCUAGGGAUUUAGCUCAGUGGCAUAAGCGCCUGCCUUAAAAGCAGGUGGUCGUGGGCUAGGGAUUUAGCUCAGUGGCAUAAGCGCCUGCCUUGCAAGCAGGCAGUCGUGAGUUUGAUCCCUGGUACCGAAAAAGACAAAAAAAAAAAAAAAAAAAAAAAAGGCAGGUGGUCGUAAGUCGAUCCCCGGUGCUGAUAAAAAAAAAAGGAAGAAAGAGAAACCGAAAGUGUAAGUAAGGACCAAAAUGUAUUUUGAAAUAGUAGGAAAAUGUUCACAUGGAGAGGGGAAUAAGAGAGGGAGAAGGGAAAGGAAACCAGAGAAAGUAAGAAAAAAAAAAAAAAGAAAAGAAAACAUGGAAAUGAAGCUUGGUAAAUGGCGAGGGUAGGAAGGGGGGAAGGAAGAGUAGGGGAAUGGAAGAAAAAAAACAAGUUAUAUCAUGUAAAAGUACAAAUUCUUUAUGAUGAAUGUGAUCAUUAUGUAUAUCUAGAAUGUAUCAAUAAAAUCUAAUGUAAAAAAAUAAAAUAUUCAUGAUUUUAAAAAGGAAUUUAUUUUCAGACAAUAAUACAAAUACCUAGAUAGCCCUAGAAAAAAUUGGAAAGGUUUUGAAUAGUGGAGAAAGCACAGCUUGAAAUUAUCUUGAUUGAGCUACAAACUUUGGGUAUUUACUAUAAUUUGGGUAAAUUAUUUAACUUUUAAAAAAUUAAAUUUGAAACCAGACAUGGUGGCACAUUCCUGUAAUUCUAGCACUUGGGAGGUUGAGGCAGGAGAAUUUGUUUGCAAGUUCAAGACCAGCCUGGGCUACAGAGUGAGCCCAAGGCCAGCCUGAGCUGUGUAGCAAGACCCUGUCUCAAAAAGACAAAUAAAUAAAUAAAUUAAAUUAAAUUAAAUUAAAUUUUAGCAGCCCCAUGUUGUGCCACUUGGGAGAUUCAGCAGCAAUAUUGUGAGAUCCCAGCCUUGGGAAUUUAGUGAGACCCUGCCUCAAAGUAAAAUUUAACAGGAUACAAAAACACAUAAAAAUCAAUAGCAUUCUUUUUUUUGUUUGGUCUUUUUCCUUUUUAUCGGUACCAGGGAUCCGACUGCCUGCUUACAAGGCAGGUGCUUAUGCCGCUGAGCUAAAUCCCCAGCCCCAAUUCUUGUACACCAAUAAUGAACUCACCUAAAAAAAAUUAAGAAAACAAUACCAUUCACAGUAGCUUCAAGAAAAGUUAAACAAGUAGGAAUUAAUAAAGGAAAUGAAAGACAUCUGUUAAAGAAAACUAUAGUACUCUGAAAAAGAAGAUGGAAGAGGGCUAUUUUGGCUUUCCUCUAAAUAACCUGCCCUGUGUCCUCCAAGGUGUACUUUUUUUUUUUUUUUUUUUUUUUUUUUUGAGACAAGGUCUUGCUGUGUAGUCCAGGCUGGCCUCAAACUUGCAGUGAUCCUCCUACUUCAGCCUCCUGAGUGCUGGGAUUACAGGUGUGAGCCACCUUGUUCAUCCCUCCAGGGUGUGCUUUUAUUUUGCUUUUUCCCUUUUUCACUAGACUGAAGUUCACUCUGCAGAGCCAGUUGCUCCUUCAGCCUUUGCUUCUGUUUUUUCAAAUAAACUUUGUCAUUGCUUUAAAAAAAAAAAGGAUGACAUCAUAAAAUGGAAAUAUAUCCCCGAUUCCAGAUAAGCAGAACCAGUACUGUCAAAAUGGCCGUAAUAGCUGGGUGGUACACGCCUAUAAUCCCAGUUUUGUGAUGCCCUAAUCUCCUGCUCCAGUUAAUGCAUUUUCUGCCCUGUUUAAGAAAUCUUUGCCUGUUGUCCGGAGUUGUGUCUUAAUGGUUGAAUGUUUACCUCGUUCACAUGAGGCCCUGUGUUCAAUCUCUGGCACCACCAAAAAAAGGAGAAAAGCUGUUCGCCUGUGACUGAUGUAACAAAUCUGUCCGCUUAUGCUGCAGCUUCUUUAUUUUACUGCUUAUAAAUUGGCUGGAACAGAUUUUGUGUAACCUGUGAGGGCAAGGUGUAGAGUUUAUUGAAGAAAAAGAACAGACUGAACUCUGAGACUUGGGGUUCUACCUUACCCCUGUUGAAUUCUUGGAGAAGAAGACCCUAGAUUCUGUGUAUGCAUACCAUGCAAUAUUUACUCGAAUUUGGAUGUUGGGGCGGGCCUUAUCUGUGCCAGAGAACUCUGGAAGGUGCCUUGACUGCUGGCCAGGGCCGUGUCCUUUUUGACCUCCUUCCCUCUAUAGCCAUCAUCUACCUCUCUACCUCUACACCUGUACUUCCACCUCUACCCCAGCUGAAGAAUUCUUGUAUUUUGAGGCAUGAAAUCAGUCAGGUGGGGUUACUUUUCCUCAGGUAAUUGGGCUGCCCAUCUAUUCAGAUUCAUAAAGAAGGAAAUUGAUUUUUGACUUUUUUUUUUUGACCAGAGUCUUGCUAUAGUAUAUAGUGCAGAACUCCCUAUGUAGCUCAAGCUGGCCUCAAAUUGAACUCCUGGCAAUCCUCCUGCCUUGGCUUCCUGAUGCUGGGGCUACAGGUGCUGGAUUUACCACCACGUCUGAAUUUGUUGUAAUUUUUGAGCAAAGAUCAUAACAAGAAUCUAGAAGAACUUUAUAUUUUCCAAAGCAGUGAACAUACACCGCUGACUCACACAUUCAAUACAUUGUUACAGGUAUAUAUAGUAGUACCUAUCAUCCAUAUGGACAAAAUUUUUUUGGGGGGGUGAUAUUGAGGUAGGGUUUUACUACAUAGCCCAGGAUGUUCUUGAAGUUGAAACCCUCCUGCUUCAGUCUUCUGAGUGCUGGGAUUAUAGAUGUGUGUCACCAUGCCUAGCUGAACUGAUGUUUUCAGAGAUGAAAUACAGAGGGCUGUGGAUAUAGCUCAGUGGUAGAGCACCUACAUAGCUAGUGUGAGGCUCAAUCCCUAGUGCUAAAAUACAACAAAAAGAUGAUGUAUGUAAAAUGUUGCUGUAUAGUUUAGCAAUGUAGGUUAGCAUUAAUGGAGAAUAUUUGUGAUGGAUUUUGAUGAUACUUUGUACUCCAGUUAAGCAGAAACACAGUUCCCUAAAGAAUUCCAUCCUUAUUAGUGAUUAAAAAUUUUUUUUCAAGAGACCAUGCCUAGAUAACUAAUUGCUUUCUAGUCUCCCUAGUGUCAUUUUUACACUCCUGUGUGUGUGUGUGUGUGUGUGUGUGUGUGUGUGUGUGUGUAAUUUUUGAAGCAGGGUCUUGCUGUGCAGUUCAGGCCAACCUGUAGGCAUGAACCACCUGGCCUGACUUGUCUUCCCUAUUCUACAUUAGGAUGACUUGAAUAAUCUUUUCAAAAGGGCUUUACAGCUCUCUACUGUUCUUCUGGGCAGGCAUAGGGGUGCAUUUCUGUAAUCCCAACACUCUAAGGAAGGUAGAUUGCAAGUUUGAGCUUAAGUGGAUUGACUUAGCCACACCCCAUCUCUAAAUAAAAAAGGGCCGGGGAUAUAGCUCAGUGUGAAGGCUUUGGGUUCACUCCCUAGUACCACACACACACACACACACACACACACAAAUAUUCAAAUAUUAUUUUGUUUCGAAUGUUAUCUAUUUAAAAAUUGUGGACAUUUGUUUUCUUUUUUGUUAUAUAAGUCUCUACAUAAUUGCUUUAGUUUUGCAUUUUAUCUCACAAAGCCUAAACAUUUACUGUGUGAUUCUUUUUCCUUUUGGAGACAGGGUCUCAAUUAUGUAAUGCAGGCUGUCCUUAAACUCACUGUGGAACCCAGGUUGUUCUGGAACUUGCAGCAAUCUUCCUGUCUCAGUCUCCUGUGUGCUGUAAUUACAGGCUUGUGCCACCAUGCCUGGCUAUACUGUAUGACCUUUACAGAAAAUGUUUGCUGAUAUCUCUUUUGACAGUGUACAGUACUAAAACUGAGAGGAUACCCAGUAAUGUUUUACAUGUUUUCAAAUAUUGAAUAAUGUUUUCCAGUAGAGAGACACACGUCCUUCUCUCAUAGAGGUUUUAUGUUCUGGAUGAGGCUGGGGAAUCAGGCAAUAAAUAGAAAUAUGCAAAUAAGUAGGUAUUUGAAUUAAUGCUAUAUGAAAAUAAGACAAUAUAAUAAAGAGGGAUGGGGACACAACUGAAUUGAGUGGCCUACGGAGGCAUUACUAGGGAGGCACAUGUGUGUUCAACCUGAUGAUAAAGAUGAAUCAGAUGAACCAGGUGUGGUGGCACAUGCCUGUGACCCCAGCACUUUGAGAGGCUGAGGCAAGUUGAGCCCAGAAUGGAUAACUUGAUGACUUAGUGAGACCCUGCUCAAAAUACAAAGUAAAAAGGGCUGCAGCAUACAGUUUAGUGUGAAAGCCCCGGCUUCAAUCCUUUGUACAGGGAGUGGGAGGAUAAAGACCAACGUAUCUACACUAAGGUAAGAUGUGAACCAUCCAGACCAGGUAUCGUGUUUGCCUCUUGCAUCUAUCACGAGGCCAGAUAAUGCAUCUUCUUUGCAAAUGGUUCUAUCUUUCAUGCUUCCUGUCUUUUUUUUUCAUUCUCUUGCCUCUGCCUUCCAAAGUGGUGGAUUAUACACUUUUAUUUUUCAGAUUUCUUUUUUAGAUUUUUGAGUCAGGGUCUUAUUUUGUAGUUCAGGCUGGCCUUGAACUCAUGGUGAUCCUCCCACAUCAGUCUCCUGAGUGCUGGAAUUUCAGGCAUGCACCAUGCCUGUAUGUAUGGCCUCUGUAUCUUAUUUAUGGGUCUGUAGUUGCAUGAGAUGAUCUCUAAAGUCCAGCCCCGCUCUGACAUCUGGUGCAUAAUACUUAGCAAGAAAUAUUAAAGCUACCCAGGUGUGGUGGCACAUACCUGUAAUCCCAGCACUUGGGAGGCUGAGGCAGGAGGAUUGUUGAGACUUUGAGACUAGCCUGGGCUACCAAGUGAGUUCAAGACCAGAAAGAAAAGAAAUAUUAAAGCUGCGAAACUCAAAUCAGUAUUUAUUUUACUCUUUUUUUUUUUGGAUGGCAGCCUGGGAAAAGUUGGAUAAAGUAAGCUUUAGGAAUCAGUUAUGGAUUCUAAUUGUGCAAGUUGUUUUGCUUUUGUUUUGUUUUGUGAGACAGAGACAGAGUCUCACUAGAUGGCCCAGACUGGCCUUAAACUUGUGAUCCUCCUGCCUGAGUAUUAUAUGUGUACAACACCAUGUUUGUUUCAUUUUGGUUUUGGCACUUGGAAUCAAACUCACAACCUCACACUUGCCAGGCAGGUGCUGUGCCACUGAGCUAUAUCCCUGGCUUUCCUUGCUUUUCUUUUCUUUCCUUUCUUUUUCUUUCUUUCUAUCUUUCUUUCUUUCUUUUUUUCUUUUUCUUUUUCUUCUUCUUUGUGAGAUGUGAUCUCACUUUGUCGCCUAGGCUGACCUUGAGGCCCUGGCUUUCUAUCAUUGUUUGAAUUCUCCUGAAUAUACACCUGCCAUGCUGAGGAGUAUACCUGAUCUUGAUGAAGUGUCUGAAUAACAGAGGACAUUAUUAUAUUCUUUCAUGAACUUUUCCUUUUAACAGGGAAUCAUAUGCUUUGGAGCCAGGAUUACUGCCUUCAGAUUCUGACCUCUGUUCUCCUUAGCCCACUUUUACUACCUAGGUGUACUGCUCCCCACUGCCCACAGCAUAAGAAAUAACAAACAUGCAUUGGGCUUUUCGUAUAUAUGAGGCAGUUUUAAAUGCAUUUUCUCAUUUGAAUCUCAAAGCCAUCUUAUUAAGUAGAUACUAUUAUUAUUCUCUGAGAGAUUGAGAUCAUAUAAUUUGAUCAAGGACACAAGUAUCAGAACUAGGUCUCAAAUCUAGCUGUGGCAGGUAGAUUCAGAUGCUGCUCAGUAUUCUGACUCCUGGUAAUAUCCAUGUACUUGCAUAUAGGUGUUCCUUUUCCUUGAAUAUGAUUUGCUUCUGUUAAAGGGAAUACAUUAAAGCUGAGGGGUGUCACCUCUCUGGUUUUGCUAGUAGACUCUAUUGCCUUCUCGGCUCACACCAUUUCAUGAAAUAAACUACUAUGCUGGAGACACCCACAGGUUAAGGAACUGAGGUGAUGAGUCCAACAGCCAAGGAGGAAUUGUGUCUUGCCAACAAUCACAUGAGUGAACUUAGAAGUGGAUCCUUCCCUAGUUAAGCUGGCACUUUGAACUGCAGCUUAUGACAAAUCCUGAACCAGAGGAUCCAGUUAAACAAUGCCCAGACUCCUGACCCACAGAAACUGAGAUAAACAAUGUUUUAAGCUCCUAAGUUUCAGGGUAAUGUUACAUGGCAAUAGUAAUACACCAGAUGAAUCUAGUUGGCUCCAAGUUCAUGCUCUUCACAGUUUCAGUACAGUAAGUUGUUUUUUCACUGCCCUAUCUUGUUUUCAGGUGCGAAGUGACUUCCAUUCCUUAUUUGAUGGCCUCCUCUACAAAAACUUCGGGUUUCUUAAGAGCUCUGCUUAUCUCUAAACUCUCACUCAGUCCUAGAAUUCGGAAGUUCAACUCUUUUUUUAAAAAUCACUCUUAUACUUUAGGACAGUUUGGGUAAUUAGUUAAGUAUUCCACCCCUACCCCAGAAUACUCUUUGUCUUCCAGAUCAGGCAUCUCUCUUGAUUAGGCUAUCCUACUCAAAAUUUUCCUCAGGGUAGCAUCAUAAAUUUAGAUUAAUACUGGAAAAACCAAAAUUUAUCUCCUCAAGCAUUCUAGCUCUAAGAUUUGGAGUGCUGGCCAGGUGUGAUGGUGCACAGCUAUAAUCCCAGUACUUGGAAGGUUGAGGCAGGAAGAUCACAAAUUCAAGGCCAGCCUGAGCUACAUAAUGAGUUGAACCCCAGCCUGGACUACAUAGCAAGACCCUGUCUCAAAAAACCAAAAUUAAAACUAAAAAAACCAUUUGGAAUGUCAUUCUUCCAUGGUGCUUAUUCCAGUGAGAGGAAUGGUGGUAUCUAGGUUUGUUUUUGAGGACAACAGUGCUGUUAGAUUAGACCCUUUCGGAUCUGGUAGGCAGAAUUCUAAGGAAUUCAAAAUCUUGCCAACACUGAAAUACAAACUGGGCUGACAAGACCUAAGAAAGCACAAAGGUGCCCCAGCUCAACAGUACAUUAGCAUCCUGUAGAGAACUAUAAAAUAGGAUACCAGACUGCUGCUGCUUCCAAUCAAUUUGUCCUGAUUUUAGGAGCAAUGGUGAUAUACCUACAUACCCUAUUAUACGUAUUUCCUGUUUUCUGAUUUAGCUGUUUUCAAUUCCUCAGAAGUCUUUUGCUUAAAAUGUUUUUCUUUCCUUUUUCUUCAAAAUACGCCAAAUGGCGGAUGAUGCUGGUACAGCAGGAGGGCUUGGGGGCCUGGCGUUGAGAAUAGAGAGUCCAGGCAUGAGGGGCCAAAAUGGAGAGUCAGACAGUUCUCUUGGAGACUUCAGGGGCAUGAUGGCUAGGGGUGAGGACAAGGAGUGAAUCCCUGUUCCUGAGCUGAGCUGGCUGGCUGGCCAAGGACAUGAUCACCUCUCUGGAGGAAAUUUCUGUCUUCUCCCUAUCCAUCAGGGGGUCUUGAGAUGACUGACUUUUUCCUGGGUACGUUUCUAACAGUGAAGUUCUAAAAAUCAUGCCCUUGCAGAAGCAAACUGGUGCUGACCUACAGAUGAGGUUCAAGGCAUUUGUCACUAUUGGGAACUACAAUGGUCAAGUUUAUCUGGUUGAAAAGUGCUCCUAGGAGAUAGCCACUAUCACCUGAGGGGUCAUCAUCCUGGCCAAGCUCUCAGUUGUUCCUGUGAAGAAAGGCUAAUGUGGGAACAAGACAAAGCCCACAUUGUCCCUUGCAAGGUGACAGGCUGCUGUGGCUCAGUGUUGAUGUGGCUGAUCCUGCCCCCAGGAGCACAGGCAUUGUGCUUGUGCCCUGUGCCCAGGAAGCUGCUGCUGCUGGCAGGGGCUGCACUGCCACUUUGGGCAACUUCACCAAGGCCACCUUGGGUGCCAUCUCCAAGACCUACAGUUACCUGAUCCCUGACCUCUGGAAAGAGACUAUGUUCACCAAGUCUCCUUACCAGGAAUUCACUGACCAUCUUGUAAAAAAAAAAACAAGCUCCAACAGUAUCUCCAACAUAGGGUUUUUACACAAGAAAAAGUGAACGAAAUCUGUUAAAAAAAAAAAAAGCUGGGGCGAUAGCUCAGCGACACAGUGCCUGUCUAGUAAGCACGAAGUCAUGAGUUUGAUUCCUGGUACCAAAAAAAAAAAAAAAAGUUUCUCUUUCCUAUAUCCUUGUUUCAGUAGAUAUUAUGAUUGCUUAUACUUGAUAUUAUGAUUGCUUAUAUUUGAGGCACUAAUCCAGAUAUCGGAAUUACAAUAAACUCAUUCAGGGUUUUCCCCUCCCCAGUUGCUAAUUAAAAUUUACUUUGAGCCCAGCACUCUGGAGGCUGAGGCAGGAGGCUCACAAGUUUGAGUCUUGCCUAGGCAAUUUAGUGAGUCCAUGUCUGUUUCAAAAUAAAAAUUACAAAAGGGAAUGUACAGUGGUAGUCCUGGGUUCGAUCACCAGCACCUCUAAAAACAAAGCAAACACUCCCCCAAUAAAAAACUCAACAGAAAAACAAUGUGCUUAGUUAAAUUACAGCAGCUACCGAUUCUACAGUGAGUAGUAACCUCUCUAAGAAAUCCAAUGGGAAUUCUUCAUAAAGAAUCUAUCUCGGGUAGAAGUCCCACCCACGUGGGAGGAGUAGAAGGCUUCCAUUCGUUUCACAGGUGAGAGGAAGCCCCCUCCCUUCCCUGCCUUAAGCCUCAUUAGUGGGCGGAGCUGCAUUGAGCCUUGCACGUAAGGAAAGAGAACUCCGCCUUCUACGUGCUCGCGAGGGGCGGGGUAGGGGACUAGGCGUGAAGUGAUUGGCUAGGAGGCGGGGCGUCGCGAGUUGGCUCCACCCAGGCGCUCUCCAGGAUCUCGGGCGGAUUGACGGGUGGGAUCCCUUGGCGAUCUCUACACCCAGCGAUGGCGCCUCAAGGCCGCGCCCAGUUCCCCGCUUGCCCUCCGGUACUCAACGCUCUCUUGAGUUUGCUCACACGGUGAGAACUCUGGCGGGUCGGAGGAAGCGGCGGGACGCUGCCUGCGACGAGGACCAUGAGAAGCGGCCAGACCCGCGGGGCCGAUAGUGGGAGCCGCCGCGGCACCUGCUGAGAGAGAGGAGGGAGCGGCCCGGUGCGGCUCGCGCUCGCGUUGCCUCGCCAUGUCGCUGCUCUGCGUGCGCGUUAAAAGAGCUAAAUUGCAAGGUUCACCAGUGAGAUAAGCCGUCUGGACCUGGGCCUAAGUGUGGAAGUGUGGAACAAAGGGCUGAUCUGGGACACCAUGGUGGGGACCGUGUGGAUCGCACUGAACACUAUUCGUCAGUCGGAUGAGGAAGGGCCUGGGGAGUGGUCUACCUUGGAGGCAGAGACAUUAAUGAAAGAUGAUGAGAUUUGUGGGACUAAAAACCCAACUCCUCAUAAAAUUUUGCUUGAUACAAGAUUUGAGUUGCCAUUUGAUAUCCCAGAAGAGGAAGCCAGAUAUUGGACUUACAGAUUGGAGCAAAUGAAUGCCUUGGGAGCUGACAGUGAGUAUUCUAUGCAAGAAGAAAGCCAGAGGAAGCCACUGUCCACUGCUGCCACCCAGUGUUGUCACUGGACCUAUUUGGGCUGGGGAGAGCAGCAAACCUCUGAAGACCCCGAUAGUGCCGUGGAUGACAGAGACAGUGACUAUCGCAGUGAGACCAGCAACAGCGUCCCACCUCCUUAUCACACGACUGCACAGCCCAAUGCUUCUGCACACCAGUUCCCUGUGCCCGCGCGGCUGCCACCACAGCUGCUGCUUCGGGGCAGUUCCCGGGACUCUUGCAAUGACUCCAUGCAGAGUUAUGACCUCGAUUAUCCAGAGCAGCGGCGGGCCCUCAGACAAGGUGCAAAGCCUAAAAAUGACAAAAUUAGGAUUAUUUCAGCUUUUUCUCAUGUUGAUUUUGAAGAACAAGAAGAUAUAUAUGAGGAAGUAGAGGGAAAAAUAUCACAAGACUUUGUAGAAAAUAAUAACAUAAACUUGAAGGAAGCAGCAAUAAAAGAAGUUAGAACCCUUUCAAAAACUGAACAACCAAAAUAUAACUGGGAAGAGAUACCAAUGUGGAACCAACGAACAGCACUCUUCCCUGCCAUUCAUUUUGAUCAUGUGUUUGAAACAUCUGUACACUCUAGCUAUCCUCAGAAAUACUAUACAAUAGAUAGAACAAAAGAGAAACCCUUACAGAGUCAUUUUGAAGAAAGUGAAAGAAGACAAUAUGGUGAUAAAUCUAGCACUAAGACUAAUUGCAAAGAUGUCUGUCUUGAUAGUGAGCAUUACAGUUGCCACAUUGAAAAGAGGAAACAAAAAUACCCAGCUUUGCACCCCUACAAAAAUGGAUUUAUGGUUAAGAGUGGCAUGUGGACCACUAAGUUAAAAGGUCAUGAUUGUGAUCUACCCUGUUGUUUAAGGAACUGUGAAAAGUCACCUGGCCCAAAUCAGUAUGUCUCUAAUUUUACUCCAGUAGAUAGUCUUGAAGAUUCUACCAGUAGUACUUCUGAAGAACUUGUGGACUCUCCCAUUUCUGAAAAGCAGGAAACGUGGCAUCCAUCCAGGAGUCAUGAGGUUGCAGAAUUUGCUUACAGAUAUUAUGUAUCAGAUCCAUCAGUGCCAUUACAAAUGGUGAAUGGUAAUAUAAACACAGUUGGAGAUCUUUCUGGGUGUUCCACAAGAGAGACCACCUCUUCAUCCAUUGAAGAACCCAAAGAAGACUAUGUUGAUACAAUGGAUGAGCUUCAGUGUUUGGUAGAAACAGUGUCAGUAUAUUUAGCAGAGAAGGAAGAGGAAAUUAAUAGAUUUGGUUCUGUUUCAAUAGCUAAAAAAGCACACAAACCUGAAAGUACUGUUAAAUCCAAUAAUGCAGAACAGAAAGUGCCUGAGGGUCAGAUGCCACCUUUGUCUGUUUGCAAGGAUGACAAGGCCAAGGCCAUGUCUUUCCCGGAACUUAAUGAGGUAAAAUGUGCUGUUGGUUCUUUAUUCACCUCACUUACAGAAAAAGUGGGUUCAGGCACAAAGCGUCUCACAACCUCUGUGGAAAAACUGGUUCAUGUAGUUCCAGAGAAAACAGACCCUCUUAAUCAAACAGAGUCAGUUAAUUUGAGCUCUAGACCUAGAGCCAUGUCAGUAUCAGAGAAAGAUCCUCCCCUGCAAUCUUCGGUACCCCCUCACACAGUGGAUGGUAAGGAUAUCAGAAGACACCGCAGAAUUCCUGAGAGUAAGCAUGUGGGCAAUGAGAUUGGCAGCUUAAACUUUGAGGGCACAACAGAAACAACUGGAAAAAACUCAGCCUCACAGAUUCAGAGUUCAGUUAUAAAAUCUGUUUUUAGCAUGCUAAAUCCCCUGAAGCUUCUUUCAGAAAAAGAAGAAGCCAGAAAAGGGGACCAGAGCAGGGCACCAAGAAGGGAAAGCUUUGUUGAGUGUGAUUCAGAGUCCAAUCAAAGGGACAACACCCUUGACAAUCACAGUAGUAUUAUUAAUGCCUUAAAUAAGAGUGAUGGAGGAACCACAGGAAAGUUUCAAAUGCCAGCAAGUGAAGAUUUGUCAUUCUCUGAAGAGAAAAAUGGACCUUCCAAGUCCCCUAGUCAUGCAAGGAAGAAAGAUGAUAGUGAGACUCUGUUGGAAGGCAAACCCUGUGAAGAUCUAAGUCUUUCUUGGUCUCAUCCACCAAAACUUGGUGCUGAAGAUACUUCAGGACAUCUUUGUGUAGCUGACAGUAGAACCACAAAUAAAGAGGUUUCCUUAAAGCCUGUAGAGGACAACAAAAUUCCUGGUGAUGAUGAUUUCCUCGAACCCCUCAGAAAAUCAUUCAGCCAGUUUUUGUUCACUCCCUCCAAUGAGACAUGUUCAAAGGAAACUUCGUCAGAAUCUGUGAAAAAUGACCAUAUCAAGGAAGAUGGGUGGGAAAAGGGCUGUAAGAAAGAUAGACAUUCCUUUUUGUUUAGUGGAAAACUGCAUAUUCCAUUUUUGAGAGUUCUUAGUCAUUCUGAAACACAGCCGGAUUUAAGAGAAAAAGGACACAUUUUUCCUUCAUUUAAAUUUCCUUUCACUGAUAGUUGUACCUUUGUUAAUGACCAGCAUUUUCAUGGCUCAGCAGCAACCCCUGAUACAGAGAUUGAUAGAAAUUGCCAUGAAGAUGCCAAACUUAGUUCAAUAAAAUCUAGUUCAGUUCCAAAUAUUCAUAAUGAUCUAGAGGAAUUUAGUAAUACAGGGGAAUUUAAUAAGAAUGACCAAAUAAAUUAUCUCCAAAAUGCCAAACUUAGUUCAAUAAAAUCUAUUUCAGUUACAAAUAUUUGUAAUGAUCUAGGGAAAUCUGGCAACACGGAGGACUUUAAUAAGAAUGGCCAAAUAUGUUGUCUUGAAGAUGCCAAACUUAAUGUAGUACAAUGUGAUUCAGCCCUAGCUGUUAAUGAUUUGGGGAAACUUGAGAGUGUCAGGAAAUUAAAUCCAAGUGACUGCAUAGCAGUAGAAAAUUGGGAAAGAGAGCCCUUAGGUGUCCCUGUGGUUGUGACCAAAGAACAUAUAACUUCAGAUCUUUCAGGAGAAGGUAAAAAUCUUAGGCAAACGACAUUUUCAACAGUAUCAGACUCUUCAUCAGAGUUUAUUUCUACUAUUUCAAAACCCACUUUGGUUAAUGACAUUAAUGAAGACAAAGUUACAGAUAAAACUUUCAAAAAAAGAAUCCAAGGAGGCCUCUUUUCUGGGCUGUUUAACAGAUUUUCUUCUGAAAACUUGUCUAAUCAAUUAAAUUUGAAAACUGAGGAGUCCCAUCACAUGACUAGUACCCCAAGUUUAUUACUGUCUGGAAUAUUUAACCUGAAAUCUAAUAGCAGUAUAAGUGAUUGUAAACCAGAUGAAACAAAGUUCCUAUCUUCAGGUGACAUAAAAAAUGCUAAUGAAAAUAAGCAUUUGUCAUUGUCUGAGGUCCUUGCUACUCCAAGCGCUACUUCUAAGAACCAGAGGAACCAGGUUGAAAAGCAAACUUGUAGCUCCACAUCAUUAUCUAGAGAAAACAUACCACCCUCUCAUGAUUGGGUUGAUAAUCACUGCUACCCUUCUAUGGGGAAAAACCAAGAAAGUGAAAAGAAUUGUCCCUCUGCUGAGAACGCAGUAUUUCACUGUGCUCCCAGUGCUGAACAGGGCCACUUCAAGAAAUCGAUGGCUAAGAGGCCAAUGCCAAACCAUAUUUUUGAGGCAAACCUACAUGAAAGUUCAAACACACCAAGUUCACCUCUACUAAAUACUAACAUUUACAAUAAACCAGUCCGCUACCAGGCAUAUGAAGAGGUGAACAGUCCUUUCUGUUUUGAGUGGGACACUUACAUAAAUGAUUUCUCUAAAAACUCCAGAAAACUUCAGCCAAUUUAUUAUUUGUUGAAUCAAAAUACAUUUCCUUCAGAGGAUAGUUUUUUGUGGCCUGACUCAGAAAACCCAGGAAUAUCUUUUUGCCAAAAGGAUCAAAAUGGAACUUUUAUGGAUUGGAGAACCAAUCUAAGCAGUCUCAUUUGGUGUGACUUACAAUAUGAAUCAUCCAACGAGUUAGCACUUAAUGAAGAUUGCUUAUUAAGAGAUUAUGUGUGGGCAGCUCACCCAUUAUAUGGAAGUUCUGGUUGUCUUCCAGUUAAUGAGACUGAGAAUUCACUAGAAGAAUUGCCCAUUGACUUGAGUUACUCUUCAAAUUAUGAGAAAACCAUAUGUUCCACAGUUGAUCAAGGACCAUUAAAAAGGGAUGAAAAUGUUAUUUUUUCAAGUUUUGAUUAUGAAUACCAGGAAUGGUUGUCAUGCCUUGAAAAUGGAAUCUGGUGGCCCUCAGAAGAUGGGGAUUAUGGAUAUUAUAUGUUCCAUGAUGGUCAGUAUAUUUAUUCUCUCCUCACUGAUUCUACUGGGGAGUAUAUAUAUUUAUUUAUACCUGAUUAUUCUUAUCAAGAGUAUUUGAAUUAUGAUUUACAGACAAAUGAUCUGUCAGGUAUUAUGUUAGAAGACAGCACUAAUUCUGCCCCUAAAUUACUUGAUAAGGAAGAUGAACUAUUUUGGUAUGUUAAAGAAGAAGCGAUUGAUGACCCUCUUGAUUUAUCUAUGGAAUUACCAAGAAGGCAAGGACCAUUGUAUUUGAAUUUAGGCAGUUUUUCACAAGUGCUUGAAGAGUCAAGUUUUGGCCAAAGGGAUCAGCCAUUAGAUUUUUCGGGGUAUAAUCCUCAAAAGUUUAGAGGAGAUUGUAGGUCUUUCAAAAAAAAGCCCUGUGGUUUUGAAGAUCUUGAAUAUAUACUAGAUCUCAGAAAGCAGCCUCAAAAUAUUGGUAAUCUUGUCCUAAACAGAGGCAAAACUAUAGAGAGAGAUGAAAAUCAGACUGUGGCUAAAGAUUCAUCAGUUCACCUUUCCAGUUUCCACUGGCUUCAGUCAUCCUCUGAAGAAGCUGCCUGUUUGGUUCAUCCCCAAGAUGUGCCUGAAGGCUCACAGCAGGCAGAAGAAACAUCAUCAGUGAACAAAGUGACUCCAUUAUUUUCUGUUUUGGGUGCCUUGGUUGAAAGUACUUUGAAUUUUGGUAAGAGUGAAUCUUUGGAGACUUUGGUCAUGCACAAAAUAGAUCAGCAGUCAAAAUUAGCAGAGUUCACAAAUGAUGGUCUUGAAUCAUUAAUCUUGAAUAAGCAAUUACAGAGUAAUUCCCAAAAGGAGGAAGAAAGUUGUCUUAAAGAUUCAGAAAGAAAGACGAUGUCCAGUGUUGCGCAAACAGAGUUUACUAAAAAUGUGAGGCAGAGAUUCCCCUUGCAUAGAAGCAUUCCUGUGAAAAGACAGAGCUUGGUAAACUCUGGCUGUCAGGUUAGCCAUACAGCUCCUCAGACUAAGCCAGAUAUGGAAGAUGAUAAAUUCGUUAUAGCUGACUCUGAUUCAGCUCCUCUUGGACCACAGCUUAGUAGGGAUGAGUAUAAAAAUUGUGAGCUUUCUGAAGACCAGUCUUCUAAACAGCCUGAGAGAACAUUAUUUAAAAGCGCACUGAAAUUCUUUGGUCAAGAAGAAGUGUCUUCAGUGACUCUGAUGCCAAAUGAAAAACAGUCAUCUGGAUUUUUCAACAUUUUUAAAACCCAAGUGAAUAAAGAAGAGUUAUCAAACUUGGAAAAUGAUGAUAAAAAUGAAAAGACAUCAUCUCAAGAAAAGAAAGAAUCUUCUACUGUUUCAAAUUUUUUUGGUACUCUUGGAGAUUUCUUUAAAACCAGUGUAUCUCCUGUUCAAACAACUGAAAAUGUGUCUGUUUCUUCAGUGACUGCUAAGGAUGAGGUCAGGUCAAGUCCGGUAGAAGUAGCACAGGAAAUUGAAAGCUUUCCUUCUAAACCAGUUUUCUCCAAAGGAAAGGCUAAAAUUAAAAGCCUCAACAAACAGACUACUAUUGAUGACAGUGAUUGGAGAGAACCAUCAACUGGGAAGAUCCAGAGUGAUAAUUUUAGUCAAAAAGAGGAACCUUUCAGAGACUACCUACUUGAACAGUCAGCAAACCUUUGUUUCUCAGAUAGUCUCAGAGAGUCUUCGAGAGAGUCAUCGAAAGAAAAUAGUGGCAUUUCAGCCAUUGAAGCUCCAAGGGAUAACAAAGCAUUUUUUGAUAUUCUUAACAGAGGACAAAAUGAACAAAGUCAUCUUCCUAACCAAGACCAGAGUUCUUCAGCUGCUGCGACAUCUUCAUCUCAACCAGAGCUGCCAACCAGGAAGAGUAUAUUUUCUUUUUUGACUAGAUCUGAAAAUUCUGAGAACAGAGCCUCUGCUGCCCUACCCCGAAUCAAGUCACAAGCAGAAGGGCGAUUCACACUUCCCUCUUUUUUCACCACUGCUGCCUCAGGCGUCAAGAAGGGUACUUCUCAUAGUAGCUCUACUUUUAGUUUCUUCAGCCUGGCCUUUCUGGAUGAAAAACAGCAAACUCCUAGGGAAAAACAAAGCCCUUCAACUGUUGCUCCAGUGACUUCUCAGCCCUGCAAGAAGCCAAGUGUUUUUGUAGACACUGGUGACACAGUGACUCGGAAAGUUUGUAGCAGUCAUAGAGACAGCACAGCCCAGGAAGUAACUCAUGAACAGCAGGUGAUCCCUUGCAUUUCCACAAAUAACACCAGUGAGGGUACUGCCCUUGCAGAUGAACUUAGUGCAGAGAAAAUUCAGGGAACACUGAGCUCCAGUAAUGAGCCAGAGACAGCUGUAGAUUUCCAGAUAAAUCAGUUGCAGAACACUGUUGUUCCUCCUUCACCAGCAUUUCAGGAGCACGCUGAAACACUCUUCCCUGACCUGGAGAACUACAGGGCAGCCCCCUAUAAGGAAGAGGCUUCCAACCAGAAAGCCUUUUCCCAUGAUUCACUGGCCAACUCUUUUUCUCAUGAUAACCAUUUGAACAAAGAGUUAAACAAUUUAGAUGCUUGUACUAAACAUCAGAAUGAAAGCUUUCCUACUGAUCCACUGAACUUGCCAUUGGAAGAAGCCCCUGAUAAGGGCACACCGGGGAUUCUAGAGUCAGCUGCUGCUUCUGCAGACUCAGAGGGUGGAGGGCUCCUCCAGAACCAAGAUGCAGGUAAAGAGGAAGACAAAACAGUGUUAAGCUCUAAAGUAGAAAUAUUUUCAGGAUUUGUGACCAAAGUAAAAUCUUUCUCUGAAUGUCUAAGUGAACCUCCUAAAGCUUUCUCUGGAAUUUUCUCCACUCCAAAAUCUCCAAAGAAAAACUCCUUCUUUUCUCUUUCUUCUAAGGCAUCACCUCAGCCUCUCAAAGGUGAGUUGUUUAGAAUUUUUAAAAGUCCCAAAUCAGAGACAUAUAAAGAACCAUCUGUAGCUACUUCAUGCCUUCAAAAUAGUUGUUCCAGAGAUUCUGUAGAAUCAGUACUUCCAGAAAGUUUGUGUAGAGAAGCUGCCUCUUCAGGACUCAAUUCUGACUCACCUGUCAGUGAUUAUAGAAUGAAUGUGAUUAGUAUAACAUCAGAAUCAGGUACCUUGAUAGAUGACCCCAAACUGACAAUUGAAGGUGAAAAAGAUAAUAUUCCUGAAAAUAUUCCAGGACCCCAAGGUUCUGACAUGGUCGCUCUGUCUUCUGUUUCUGAAGAGGAUAUGAGGCAAGGGGUAUUGUCUCUGAGUGAUGAAGGAGACAUGGGGUUGUUACAGGGCACAGACACAGAGGCAUCACUGGAAGCUGAGCAGAGCCUACUGCCAACACGAUUGCAUCCACACUCCACUGGGACUGCUGAAGAGCUUCCUCUUCCACCUCAGCCACCUCCUCCUCUUGAUCCAGAGCCAGCUAUUCAAGCUGCCUCCACAAACAGAGACUUUUUGGAACUGUGUGUAACCAAUUCACUAGAAGCCAAUACCACACUGUUUACUGAGGCAAGUGUCUAUGAGAGUACCACAAUGGACACUCAAGGGUACAUUGCCCACCCUCCAUCAGAGCAACUUGUGCUUUGCACCAAGGAAAGCUGUGGGACACUUCCUGCCCAGAAAGAUUCACCUGCAGUCUCUCAGGAAACAGAGCGGCCAGGAUCUCACUUUGAGAUCCCAAACAUGACCAAGUGGCCAAAAUUGCCCUUCUCAUCCUGUACUACUGACUAUGGGAAGACAUUGAGCUCUUUCUUUUCCCCACCUUCCUCCUCUGGCAACAAAACAGCAGAGACUAAUUUAAUGUCCAGUUUUAAAAAGUUAUCAACUCUAUUUGAGGGAGGUAGUGAGGGGAAAUGGAAUAAACCGGAAAGUGAUCUGAAGGUAGGAUUUGGAAGGAAACUAGAUCUUUCAUUUCCAUGGCCAAAAGAGAACAAAGGAAACCCUGAACAGAUGCCUACAGAAUCUUCCCCUCCAGUUUUGAGUAUUAGCAGCAACCAGGAGCAGCAGCAACUGAACUCCAAUGGGGCUAACAAAGCUUUGAAGUCUUCUCAAAUACCUGGCACCAGCGCUGAGCCAGCUGAGGCUGGUACUCAGCCCUCUGUGGCUUCCGAGCAGCUGGAGGCAAGGCCAAGUGCUCAGUGGCUUUCAGAGCCUGGGGAAAUGGAAGACCAGCUGCAAAGCCCAGCAUCUGGAGAACAUUGGAAUAAAGAAGGCAGCCUCUCUAGUUCUACCUGUCUUUCAGGAAAACCUGAGGAGGAGCACAGCACUGCCUCUGAACUACUUCACCACCCAGAAAAGCAAGUUCCUGAGGUGGUGUCAGCUAGCGCUGAUUCUGUUUCCUAUGUACAGCAACCAGAUGCUCUCAGUGAUGCCAAGGACCCGGGGACCAGCAAAAGGCCUGUUCUCAACUCAAGCAUCAUAAAUGGCUUUAAGAAAUUGACCAUUUAUGAUGUAAAUAGCUUAGUAGUAGAUUUUCUUAGUUGCUUUUUACCCAAUUAUAUCUUUCCUGGCACUUAACAUUCAUGUUAAUUAGGGGUUACAUUAUAAGAAUUAAUUUAUGGGUGGGUAUUUUCAUCAUCUCCUUUCAGUUCUUGUUGGAACAAGGAGUGUCCUGCUUAUGGGCAAUGCUAGGCCAUGAGAUUUAAUCAUUCUGGUUUGUUUUUCCUUGUAUAAUGAGGAAUGGAGGAUGCAAAA
Molecule: messenger RNA, 19490 nt
Organism: Cavia porcellus (domestic guinea pig)
Lineage: Eukaryota; Metazoa; Chordata; Mammalia; Rodentia; Caviidae
Gene: Unc13b
Product: unc-13 homolog B
Exons: 9
Coding region: 10230-19313 (3027 amino acids)
Biological process (GO): synaptic vesicle maturation; synaptic vesicle priming; neuromuscular junction development
Cellular component (GO): presynaptic active zone cytoplasmic component; presynaptic membrane; plasma membrane
Molecular function (GO): calcium ion binding; phospholipid binding; calmodulin binding
Source: RefSeq, a predicted model, not a curated record